Messenger RNA from Mya arenaria, 1089 nucleotides. RefSeq lists its product as uncharacterized. The transcript has 7 exons. NCBI's taxonomy places the organism in Eukaryota, Metazoa, Mollusca, Bivalvia, Myida, Myidae. The record is from RefSeq and is a predicted model, not a curated record. Bases 527 to 1054 code for a protein of 175 amino acids.
GUACCACCACCUCAACAGGGCAUUAGUGUAUCUGGAAACCAUCCUUCAUCAGCUAUGUUUGGUGGUGGACCAGUCGGGGCAGGUGCUUUAAGUGAAGGUCAGCCCCAGAGCAUGCCUGUCAGUGGACACACUCAGGUCAGCGAACUGUGUAACUCUUCUGUCCCACUCCUCCAAGGACUUUCAGGCUCCCCCAGGCUCACCCCUCACCAGGAGGCGAGACCACCCUCACCUUCCACACAGCAGACAUUGUCCUACCAGGAGAGGGCCCUGGGAAUAGGAGGAGGUUCUGGUUCAGGGGGUGCCCAACCUGACCGGGCUCGUGGUCCAGGCAUACCCGGGCUUGACCCAGAUCUCACCGCCGGUAUACACAUUGUGAGCCCACGCCGACCAGACUAUAACACCCUCAUAGCAAGAAUCAACUCUUUCAGUGGAUGGCCCACCCACCUUGAUCAGAACCCCCCGAUGAUGGGGGGGGGGCGGAUUUGUCUAUGUUGGUAGGGAAUUUCCACACAACCGUCCGUCACCUAUGAUUGGUGGUGAGCCUGUCGGGGCAUGUGCUGUUACUGCAGGUCAGCCCGAGAGCAUGCCAGUCAGUGGAAAUACUCUGGUUAAGGAACUGUAUAGCUCUUUUGUCCAACUCCUCCAAGGAUGUUCAGGGUCCCCAGGGCUCCACCCUCAUCAACAUACCAUUAUAAUCCUACCUUCCACACAGAAUGCACUGGUCUACAAGCAAAGUGCCCAGGGAUUAGGAGGAGGUUCUGGCCCAGGGGUUGCCCCGCCUGACCGGGCUCGUGGUUCAGGCUUACCUGACCAAGAUCUCAACGCAGAAUCUCCGUACAACCGUCCGUCACCUAUGAUUGGUGGUGAGUCAGUCGGGGCAUGUGCUGUUACUGCAGACAAUGGAACACAGAUACGACAAGAGAAUGAAAAGCUUCUCAAAAAACUAACAUGCAAGAUAUGUAAGGAACGACAGGUGGACACUACACUACUGCCCUGUGGUCAUUUGGUCAUUUGUGACCGCUGCGCGAGUAGGCUUACAAUCGGACAAAAAUAAAAUGGUCCGUUAAGACUUUCAUGACCUGAUGUUGA